Molecule: messenger RNA, 1549 nt
Organism: Durio zibethinus
Lineage: Eukaryota; Viridiplantae; Streptophyta; Magnoliopsida; Malvales; Malvaceae
Source: RefSeq, a predicted model, not a curated record
CGAAGAGCUUACUGUGCGCAUCGCUCACCCUUGUGUAAUCUAGAACUUAACCCUUUUUCGGCUACGAAACCGAAUGGCUGCUGCGUUAACUGAAGAGCGUUUUUCUUUUCGAUUUCCAUUUUGUUUUCCCUCUUCUCGCUUUCUCAGGAAUUACGCUAAAUCAGCUCAGCCUGACAUCGACAAAUGCUAUGCUCAAUCUCGACCGGCAAGUCCGGUUCGAACUGGCUCGACCGGCUUCGUUCCAGCAAGGGCUUCCCGACCGCCGACAACCUUGACCUCGACCAUUUCCUCGCUAACCCUAACCGUUCCGAUUCUCCAAUCACCAAUGCCUCCAAUUCUCCGAAUUCCAUAUCCGAGUCAACUCACUCCAACGAAAAACAACUCCAGAAUCGGAAGCCACCAUCUGCGGAGGUGAUCUCCAAUGAGCCCACUGGAGACAAAGAAUGGUUCGGUGUAAUGAGCAAUGUCCUCUCGGAGCUCUUCAACAUGGGUGAACAAGCCCAAACGUCCAGAUUUUCGAGGAAAAAAACUUCCAGGAAACAAAAAAACCCUAGAAUCUGCAUUAUCAAGACGCCUAACGUUAAUUCUUCCGAGGAACAGAAAAGCACUUCGGAUAGCGUGAGAGAAGACGAAAAUAUCCCCCCUUCAACGGCGUCGUUGAAUUCAAGGGAAGAAGCGACGAGAGAAUCGAAAGAAGAUGACGACGAUAAUAACUCGGAAGAAGACGAAGAAGAAGAAGAGAAAGAGAAAGGAGAGAGAGAACUGCUUGGGUACUCGAGAAGUGAAGUGACGGUAAUAGACACCAGCUGCGAGCUGUGGAAAGUUGACAAGUUUAUCUUUAGGAGGAAAAAUAUCUGGAAAGUUAAGGACAAGAAGGGAAAGUCACGCACCGUUGGUAGAAAGAAGAGGAAACCACCACCACCUCCUCCUCAACCUCCAUCUGAUGACAACAAUGUCGGUGUUUGUAAUAAGAAACGGAAGGUUUCGAGUUCGGAGCUUUGGUCGUUGAAGGAAACGAGUGGAAGAGAACGUGGGUCGCCUAAAAAUCAUGGGCGGAAUGCUCCAAGUGAAAAAGGGGAAGAAGUUAGCGAUGAGGCACGUGAUGAUCUUACCCAAGUUCUAAGAAAGAGAUUUCCUCAGAAACGAGGAAAGGGAAGCGCGUCUGUUAUCCUUAUAAAAGCCAUUCCAACAGGCAAGAAAAAUGGAGAAAAACUUGCAAAGAAUGGCCUGAAGGACACUGGGAUGCAAUACAAGGCUUGAUACAUCCAUCAACCAAACCAUCAAGUUGUCUGGCAAUAUAGCCAAAUUGCUUGCCAGUUCUGCAUUUUGAACCAGCAGUUGAUUCCAUUUUGACUAUACCUUCUCCUAUGGAUAGGUGGAAUUAGAAGGGCUAUGGGCUAUGGCUGAGGUUGAAGCUAAAGUUGCUCUAAACUUCAAGCCUGUGGGUAUGGUUCUCAUUUCUUGUUGCCAACAGAAGGUGUAAAUACGUUUAUUAAUCUUGGUACCAUUUCAUUGACUUAUCUAUAACAUUUAUAUUUUACUAGCAACA